GAGAUUUUAUUUUCCCCCCAGGCUAAAUAUUUCAUAAAAUCACAGAAUAACUGACAGCUGAACAUGGAGACUAUGACGCACAGCUUUCAGGGAGAUCUUACUUUCCCCCUCAGGUCAAACAUUUCAUAGGAUCACGGAGCGGUUGGGCACGUUCGCAGCACGCUGCUCCAAAAACGAGCUGCGGACCCAGACAGGCAUGGGCAAGGCUGCAAAUGUCCCCCUGCCAUGUCCGCCCAUGAGCCACCCAACGGGAGGGCGAGCAUGGCUCAGCUCCCCUGCUGAGUACAAGCCCAUGCCAAGAAGCACAGGCUGCUCUCUGGGCAGGGCUGGUUGGCUGCAACGCUGCCAGCUCCCCGGCGCUGCCGGCAGCGGCGAGAGAUGCAAGCGCAAUGUGCAACGCAGCGCGGUGCUCUCCAGGGCUGGAGUGGCUUUCCAGGGCUGAGCGCCGCGGAUUGGCCCGGAGCACCCCGCUCUCCUCCCUCCCUGCCCUCCUCCUUCAGCACCCUCAACCCACGGAGAUUGGACAGCCGGGUGCCACAUGGCAGAGAGGAACCAGGAUAAAAGAUGAGCAGGUCUGGGGAACGGUAGCGUCUGCAGCAGAACGGCCAGGAAAAGUUUGCAGGGAGGUGGCACCAAACUUCGCCGGCUGCACGGAGCUGGGGCACGGGGCUGCAGGGACGGACAGACAGACAGACACCGGGGCUGCAGCCACCCAGGGACACCCACAGCUUGAGCGCCAGCUGCGGAGCAUCCCGUCCCCUGGAGAGCCUCCGCGCCCAGCUAUGUCCCUGGUGGUGAAGGAGAAGAACCACGUGCGCCUGGUCUUCCUGGGUGCUGCUGGCGUGGGCAAGACGGCGCUGAUCCGCCGCUUCCUGCUGGACACCUUCGAGCCCAAGCACCGGCGCACGGUGGAGGAGCUGCACAGCAAGGAGUACGAGGUGAGCGGCGCCACGGUCACGGUGGAAAUCCUGGACACCAGCGGCAGCUACUCCUUCCCGGCCAUGAGGAAGCUCUCCAUCCAGAACAGCGACGCCUUUGCCCUGGUCUACGCCGUCGACGACGCUGAGUCCUUCGAGAGCGUCAAGAGCCUGCGGGAGGAGAUCCUGGAGGUGAAGGAGGACAAGUUUCCCCCCAUCGUGGUGGUCGGCAACAAGGCGGAGAGCGGCGGCGAGCGGCAGGUGCCGGCGGAGGACGCGCUGUCGCUGGUGGAGCUGGACUGGAACAGCCGCUUCGUGGAGACCUCGGCCAAGGACAAUGAGAACGUGCUGGAGGUCUUCAGGGAGCUGCUGCAGCAAGCCAACCUGCCCAGCCGGCUCAGCCCCGCGCUCUGCAAGAGGAGGGAGACGUUCCCCAAGGAGCACAUGCUGCGGCCGCCCAUGAACAAGACCAACAGCUGCUCGGUGUGCUGAGCCGGCUGCCUGGGGCUGGCAGGAUGGCGGCAGCUGGGAACUCAGGUGGGCUGGGUGGGGAGAAGCGCUGCCUCGGCCAAAAGCGACCCCGCUCCCUCCCAGCCCUUCCCUCCUCGUCCCCACCCAGCCCGCUGGGACCAGAGAGGGUUUGCGGGGUGAAAGGAGGAGACCCUCGGAUGGGAUGCCGGUCACUUUGGUUUGGCCAGCGCCGGGAAGGUGCGGGGAGAAGGCGAGUUCCCAAAAAAGCAGGACGCCCACCUGAGAAACCGCUGCGUGAGCCAGCAGGCGGAGGUGAGCCGAGGCAAGGGGGGGGGGCUCGAAGUGCUGGGGCUGCAGCGGUGCGACGGCGAGCUUGCGGGCAGGCGGGAGGCUCCUUGCCCGCUAGGAAGGGGGACAAGCGACGGGGCUCUGGCUGCUCACAACAAAAAGCAGAUGUGGGCAUCCGUGUGCCGUGCUGCACCCUGCCAGUGCCACCCUCCCGGGUCUCCUCCGGGUCCUGCAUCCACCUGGCCCCAGCACUGGCACGUGUCAUGUUCUGGGGCAGCUACGUUAACACCGGCACAUCCAGUGUCCAAAGUAGUUUUGGUUUUGUACUUGAGUAGGCACGUAGAGCAGGCAAUAUCAUGGUCUAUGCAUCUCUUCAGUUUUCUCUUUUCUAUGUCUGUUUUUUUUUUUAAGUGUACCCAAUAAACAUGUUGCAAAGUA
Messenger RNA from Cygnus olor (mute swan), 2114 nucleotides. RefSeq names its product GTP-binding protein Rhes-like. The coding region runs from base 390 to 1409 and encodes 339 amino acids. The record is from RefSeq and is a predicted model, not a curated record. Lineage: Eukaryota; Metazoa; Chordata; Aves; Anseriformes; Anatidae. The transcript has a single exon. Gene Ontology annotation, molecular function: GTP binding; GTPase activity.